AUGAACGAGGCCCAUCUGCCCUUCAGGCAGUUGCUGGAGGAAGUCCCAGACCCUGAGAAGACCCCGGGUGGCCUCCUGGCUGCCUUUCCGCGGCUCUGGCGGCUUUGCAUUCCACAGGAGCCCCAAGCCGCGGGUCCUGUGACCGACACAGGUGAUGAUGCAACCAGUGCAAGCUCUUCUCAGGCGUUUGGUGCGCAAUCACCUCUUUUCUCUGCAGUUGUCCGUGCACGCCUUGUGGGACACCUCCUUGGGUGCCACGAAGCCGUGUCCUCUGAGCUGACAGCGGAAGAAAAGCAACUCUGGGACGUUUUUGUCAGCAUUGACCACAACUUGGCGGGUUCGAUGAUGGUCAGCUUAGAAUCAGCAGACGACCUCUGCGAUGCGCUGACGUCUGUUUCCUCCCGAAAUCAUGCGGAGGCCUGUGUCAAAGCUCUCGCAGAGCGUGUUGAUGACACGGGUGAGUGCGACUUCGCUGACCUGCUUGAUGUCUGGGAAGCUGCGAAACAACCCGAUCAACUGUGGCAGUUCCGCAGCAGUCUGCGCAACGGUCUGUCGAAUCUUCUGGCAGGUGCCGGAAUUACCGAGGCAGCAUCGUCACGAGUUCCAGAGAUGCGA
This is a messenger RNA of Symbiodinium necroappetens, 615 nucleotides long. Lineage: Eukaryota; Dinophyceae; Suessiales; Symbiodiniaceae. The record is from the annotation of a GenBank genome assembly.